Messenger RNA from Trichosurus vulpecula (common brushtail), 840 nucleotides. It is a transcript of the gene CIMAP1D, whose product is annotated as outer dense fiber of sperm tails 3 like 2. The transcript is spliced from 4 exons. Bases 1 to 840 code for a protein of 279 amino acids. Lineage: Eukaryota; Metazoa; Chordata; Mammalia; Diprotodontia; Phalangeridae. Gene Ontology annotation, cellular component: cytoskeleton; cytoplasmic microtubule. The record is from RefSeq and is a predicted model, not a curated record.
AUGGGCACCCUGAGCUGUGGACCCCCUCCUCCCCGUCUGCCUGGUGCUCUUCUAGCCCGACGGGGCACCGUGUGCCAGCUGAGUGAGACGGGCCAGAAGAAGACGUCGGGGAUCACUACGUGUGAGACUGGUCCGGGUCCUGACCUGUUCUGUCUUCCCUCGACCGUGGGUUAUAUCAGCCAUGACUUCACCAAGAAGGCUAGUCCAGCAUACUCCUUCCUCAGCAGGCCCAUCGAUGUGACUCGACGAGAUUCCAGCCCUGGGCCCUGCUAUUUCGUGCAGCCCAACAUCACCCGUUUUGGCCGGAGCAGUGCCCCUGCCUACUCCCUGCAGUCCCGAACCAAGCCCAAAGAUCUGGAGGUGACACCUGGCCCUGGUGCCUACAGCCCGGAGAAGGUGCCUCCUAUCAACCAGCCAAGAUCUCCUGCUUACAGCCUGGGCUUGCGCAUACCCCGCUGCCGCUUGGUAGACUCUGUCCCAGCCCCCAACAGCUAUACCCUGCCUUCUCUGUGGGGCUCCCAGAUCUUUACCAAACCUUGCAGCCCCAGCUACUCAGUGUCGGGUCGAACGGCCCAGGCCCGUUUCACUGAGGACCCAUCUCAGCUCCCGGGGCCAGGCCAGUAUGAGUGCCCAGACCCAGAUACCUAUAGGCAGCGCCGGGGGCCUGCCUAUUCCAUGCUGGGGCGCCCCUGUGCUCCUCGCCCCCUCUUCCAGACACCAGGUCCUGGUGCCCACAACCCAGAGCAGGUCACAGUGCACUGGACCCGGGCACCUGCUUACUCCCUGGGUAUACGCCAUUCCAAGUUUGUUACCCCUCUGCUCACAGACAACACAGCUUGA